AUAAGUAAUUAUAAGUUGUUAAGAAUGAAGGGACUUUUAACUAAAGUGGUUACUUUAGGGAUUAUAAACCAGAUAUAUCUAAAUGCUGAAGAGUUCAAUUCUCAAAAUGUUGCUAUUAUAUCGGGUCAGCGAGCCCAAAUCGGACAAUUUCCAUGGCAUGUUCUGUUAUGGUUAGGCGAAAUAGACUACGAAAGAGGGAUAUGUGGCGGUUCUAUUAUAUCCAAUAAUUGGGUUUUAACAACUGCCGGCUGUGUUUAUGAAAGUUAUUCAGUGGAUUUGGUAUUUGGAACCAUAGAGCUGAACAAAAAUAAUAUAACAAUGACCUCUACAGUUAUAAUUAUACAUCCUGAAUUUAAUAGGGAAGUUUUGACAAAUAAUAUAGCAUUAAUUGAACUACCUACGACGUUGGAGUUUUCAGAUAUUAUACAACCCAUUCAAUUGAUGUCUUUGGCAGAGAUUUCAAGAAAUUUUACUGGCGUUGAAGUCAUUAUAACUGGUUUUGGUCGGUCAGAACAAAAAAUCCAAAUUUUUCCCAUUGGUUAUUAUGGACAUCUUUAGAAAUUAUCGAUAUAACUACAUGUUCUAAGUCGUACGAUACACCAGUUUCCGAAACAGAAUUGUGUGCGCAUGGUUUAGGUGGUUUCGAUUCGUCUGCAUGCGAUGGCGAUGCUGGUAGUGCAUUAGUUUGGAAGAAUAAUUUUGAACGUCUUAUACAGAUUGGCAUAUUUUCGUAUACAAAGCUUAAUCAAUGUUUGUUAUUUCCAAAUGUUUUUACUAAAGUGACACCUUAUUUAAGAUUUAUUCGCAAUAUCACGGGUUUACAUUUUGAAUAAAAAAAACCUAAAUUUAAGGAACUAUGGUAAUGCAAUGUUAAAACAAUAAUAAUAAAAAUUGUUAAUAAAAAAUGGUGGACCGCCCAAUCUUAAAUAUAUGUCUGUUAUAAUACAUUGUAUGCCAAUAUCUGGGUACC
This is a messenger RNA of Lucilia sericata (common green bottle fly), 970 nucleotides long. RefSeq names its product collagenase-like. The record is from RefSeq and is a predicted model, not a curated record. Gene Ontology annotation, biological process: proteolysis. Gene Ontology annotation, molecular function: serine-type endopeptidase activity. The coding region runs from base 25 to 558 and encodes 177 amino acids. The transcript has 2 exons. Lineage: Eukaryota; Metazoa; Arthropoda; Insecta; Diptera; Calliphoridae.